AUGGGCCAUGGCCGCCCCGGUCGUGGUCUUGUCCCAGUACGGCUCUCUCUACUACCCAUACCCUACCUCUGUGCCAGUGUGCCGCCUGUGCGGCUGUGCGUGGUGCGUGCUGACCGCCGAGCGAGCAACGCUGGACUUGGACCCGGCCGAUCCCCGGUGGUUCAAUCAGUGAUGGCACUCUAUUACUGCGGCUGCUGUGCCCCAGAGCUGAGCAGCAGUGGAAUACCAAUUAAUUCUCCCAACUCCAAUCUACCCCCUGGUUUUGGUUAUAAAUAUUGGCUAGUACCACCUGCUGCAGGGCCAUCAUCGUCUGCAUCGCUCGCUCUCCUUUCACUGGGAAGAACAUCUAUCAGCUUGCUCAUUGGCCAUCUUCGAUUGUCUUCCAUGGAGAGGCUCCUCGCCGGCCUACUUGGCUUCCUAUUGAUCGCGUCAGUAGGAAGCCAUGCAGCUCGUGCUCCGGAUCAAUACUGGAAGUCUGCUCUUCCCGACACUCCCAUGCCGACCUCCCUCUCCCAACUCCUCGACACCCCAGCCGGAGGCACGACCGUCAACGUCGGCUGGGGCGGUGUCCACGUCGAUGCCGGGCGCGGUAAGCCCGGUGGUACGACGGUUGACGUAGGCAAGGGCGGCGUCGGCGUCAACGUUAACCCCGGCAGCAGCGGCAAGAAGCCCGGCGGCACCACGGUCGGCGUUGGGGGAAAUGGGGGAGUCGGCGUUAACGUCAAUCCUGGUUAUGGGAAGCCCGGCGGCACGACGGUUGGCGUCGGGAAGGGCGGAGUUGGUGUUAACGUCAACCCCGGCUACGGGAAUCCCGGUGGCACCACUGUUGGCAUCGGGAAGGGUGGCGUUGGCGUUAACGUCAACCCUGGCAAGCCCGGCGGCAGUGGCACCACGGUCGGCGUUGGCAAGGGCGGCGUUGGCGUCAACGUCAAUCCUGGCUACGGCAAGCCCGGUGGCACCACGGUCGGCGUCGGCAAGGGCGGAGUGGGCGUCAACGUCAAUCCUGGCAAGCCGGGUGGUACCGGCACAACCGUUGGCGUUGGCAAAGGCGGCGUGGGCGUCGGCGUCAAUCCCGGGUACGGCAAGCCGGGCGGCACCACGGUUGGCGUUGGCAAGGGCGGGGUUGGCGUCCACGUGAACCCGGGCAAGAAGCCCGUCAACGUCAACGUCAGCCCUUUCAUUUACAACUACGCCGCAUCAGAGACGCAGCUGCACGACGACCCCAGCGUGGCGCUCUUCUUCCAGGAGAAGGACCUCCAGUCCGGUAAGAAGGUGACCGUCCAGUUCGCCAACACCGCGACCACCGGCGCCAAGUUCCUCCCGCGAAGCGAGGCCGAGGCCAUCCCGUUCUCCUCCGAGAAGGUCCCCGAGAUCCUCGCCCGCUUCUCGGUGGACCCCGACUCCGUCGAGGCGGCGGAGAUGGCGCAGACGUUGCACGACUGCGAGGCGCCCGCGGCCAAGGGCGAGAAGAAGGUGUGCUCCACGUCGCUGGAGUCCAUGGUGGACUUCGCCACCACCAGCCUCGGGACCAGCCACGUGAGGGCCGUCUCGACCGUCGUGGCCAAGGAGGGCUCGCCGAAGCAGGAGUACACCAUGACCGGCGUGAAGCGCGCGGCCGGCACCGACGACGGCGGCCGCCUCGUGGCCUGCCACGCGGAGCCGUACGCGUACGCCGUGUUCGCGUGCCACCUGACGCAGCAGACGCGGGCGUACACGGUGUCGAUGCUCGGCACGGACGGCACGGCCGUGGACGCUGUCGCGGUGUGCCACGCCGACACGUCCGGGUGGAACCCCAAGCACGUCGCCUUCCAGGUGCUCAACGUGAAGCCCGGCACGGUGCCGGUCUGCCACUUCCUGCCGCAGGACCACGUCGUCUGGACCCGCAGCGGCUGA
This is a messenger RNA of Miscanthus lutarioriparius, 1893 nucleotides long. NCBI's taxonomy places the organism in Eukaryota, Viridiplantae, Streptophyta, Magnoliopsida, Poales, Poaceae. The record is from the annotation of a GenBank genome assembly.